Molecule: messenger RNA, 1575 nt
Organism: Gregarina niphandrodes
Lineage: Eukaryota; Apicomplexa; Conoidasida; Eugregarinorida; Gregarinidae
Exons: 2
Coding region: 1-1575 (524 amino acids)
Source: RefSeq, a predicted model, not a curated record
AUGACUCUUGCACUGGUAAUUGACCAGGUAGUGAACUGCCAUGCGCUCCCGGAUAAGUACUUUGUGCGUGUGAAGAUAGGCGACCACAAAUUCGAGACGCACUACGGCAAAAGAUCGAAGGAUGUCAUUUCCUAUCAGGUUAACUCCGUCUUCGAAAGCUACGAGGCGCCCGACAUUGAAGUGUAUUUGAUUGGGGUGGAUGGAGAGGUGGUGGCCCAGCGUACCGUGAAAGCGUGGCGGAAGUAUCUGCAUAACGGAAAGGGAUCGUUAACGGUUGGUUUUGCGCGGCCGAAAGUGCGGGGAGUGCACGCCGGGGGAGCGGACAGUUCGGAUGGUGGUAAUGACGAGUUCGGUGCGCAGGUGAAGUUGCGACUGUAUUUGGAUUCUGAUAUGUCGUUUCUGGCGUACGAUCGUUUUGAUGUAUACGUGAGUAAGUUACAGGACAUGGAUGAGACGCGUAGUGGCCGUCCGAAGAUGGUAUUAUCAUUGGGCGAAGUUGACUUGACAUUGGAUAAGCCAAGUGAAGGUGCUGACGAAGGAGAGUGGUUGUGGGAAGAGACAUUUCCGUUUCUGUAUCAUCGAGAGCGGGUGUUGAACGUGAACGUAUUUUGCGAGAACGGGGCAGCAUAUGGGAAGGCAGCAAUAGAUAUCCAUCAGUUGAUGCAUGUGAUGACAAAGGAGGCGGCCCACGAGAAGCAACAGGAUCUCGUUUCGGCUGGUUGGUUACCGGUAACGGACGCGGAAGGCGUGACGGUGGCUCGAUUGCUGGUGGGGGCAGAGGUCUGGGAUACGACAAAGACAAUCUCCCAUAUGUCUCACCACCCAGUAAAUGUAUUGCAAAAAUUGGAAGAGCGAGCGGCGUUCGAUGAGAUGUUAUUGCGCAAACUCCAGGAUGAACAUGCACUCGGUGAAUCGGACGCUGUCAAUGUUGAGCGCGACUUGGCUAACGCUCGGAAUGUACUUGAGGAAAUCCGAGUUAUCAACAGCUCUCUCCAAGAUGGUCAGAUCGUCUCCCGACAGGCGCUAAAGCGUGGCCGACGAGAGGAAAUUCGUAAAAUCGAUGACGCUGAAAAUCAACUUGCAGCGGCAGAAACAAAGCUUUAUAAUGCAUCCUGUGACGCCGCCAAAAAGAAUCUCAAAGUCGUACAGGCAGCAAACAAAGAGGGUCAAGACUUGGUUCGCCGCUGUCAGUUACAGAUGAUGACUUCUCCGCGCAAAACAGACUCUCUCCAAGAUCAGUUUGUCAUUAAACGCGAGCAAAAGAUUAACGCUCUUCAAGAAGAGCUUUACACCUGUCUUCAAACCACAACCACUCAUCGCGAUAACGUCUAUGGAGCCAACCUCAUGACCGAUAUCCCCCCCAACCUCGAAGCCAUCGAUAUCAAACGCCAUCAAGCUCACCGCAUCCUUGGUGAUCUCCAAAACUUCUCAGACACAAUCAAUGCAGAAGACGAAGAACUAAGACGUCAGCUACGCUACAAACAACUCGAAGAAGAUAAUCUCCUCCUUGAAGCUAAACCCGUACUCAUCGAAAGACCCAACAUGGGCUGCUUCACUUGCUGCAUGGGGAAUUAA